This is a messenger RNA of Talaromyces marneffei, 1437 nucleotides long. RefSeq lists its product as uncharacterized. The record is from RefSeq and is a predicted model, not a curated record. Gene Ontology annotation, molecular function: transmembrane transporter activity. Lineage: Eukaryota; Fungi; Ascomycota; Eurotiomycetes; Eurotiales; Trichocomaceae. Gene Ontology annotation, biological process: transmembrane transport. Gene Ontology annotation, cellular component: membrane. The transcript has 5 exons. Bases 1 to 1437 code for a protein of 478 amino acids.
AUGAGAGACAGUCGUGCUACAGGGUCUCUGACCGGUGCAAUCGAGCUAGAGCCACCACAAGCAAGAAUUGCUCCUGGCAACCCAAAGGAUCAAGGACUGAACGUAACGACCAAUGCCACUGAUAUCCAAGAAGCACGCAUGGAGAGGGACCUGGAUCUGGAAACAUUCUCUGCAGACUCGCAACAAGAACAGCCAGCUACAGUUGCACAUGCUCUCGAGAAAUGGAACGAGCCGUCAGUGAACAUAAAUCGAUUAUUCGCUACGUUUUGGAGUUUUGUCAUCAUGGGUGCGAACGAUGCUGCUUAUGGAGCUUUGAUCCCUUAUCUCGAAACAUACUACAACCUCAGCUACACAAUCAUAUCCCUCGUCUUCCUCUCCCCCGUCGUCGGCUAUGCCGCCGCCGCAAUCCUCAACAACAGCAUUCACAUGUACCUAGGCCAACGCGGCGUAGCCGCCCUCAGCUCCUCCGCGCAUUUGCUCGCAUACGUUGUAAACUCAGUGCACCCCCCUUACCCAGUUUUGAUAGUCUCAUUCAUGUUUGCCGGCUUGGGGAAUGGUCUCGCAGAUUCCGCGUGGAAUGCAUGGAUUGCGAAUCUGGGGAAUGCGAAUGAGUUGCUGGGACUGUUGCAUGGGUUUUAUGGUCUGGGCGCGGUGCUGAGUCCGCUGAUUGCGACGUCGUUGGUUACCAAGGCGGAGUGGCCAUGGUUUACCUUUUAUUAUUUGAUGAUUGGCGGUGCUGCAAUUGAGCUAGGUUUAACACUCCCAGCCUUCUGGGCGGCAGAUAAACACGACUUUCGUAAACGCACCGCACACAGCAAUAGCUCAGACCAACAUCAAAAAGAAAGUCGCUUGAAACAAGCCCUAUUCUCCAAAUCAGCUGCGCGAGUCACCUGGCUCUGUGCAGCGUUUCUUCUGGGCUACGUCGGCACCGAAGUUUCUCUAGGUGGAUGGGUUGUGACGUUUAUGAUGCGAGUGCGUGACGGUGGCGCGUUUGCCAGUGGUAUGACUGCCACGGGGUUCUGGAUUGGUAUUACUGUUGGAAGAGUGGUGCUAGGAUUCGUGACGCCCAGGAUUGGGGAGAAGAUUGCCAUUAUUGUCUAUCUAGUUGCCGCGAUGGCCUUCGAACUCAUUUUCUGGCUCGUCCCACAAUUCUACGUCUCGGCCGUUGCAAUCGCCAUUGAGGGCUUCUUCCUCGGCCCCCUGUUCCCAGCCGCAGUCGUCGCAGCCACAAAGCUUCUACCGAAGCAUCUACAUGUUUCAUCAAUUGGGAUUGCUGCUGCAUUAGGUGGGAUGGGGGCAGCAAUCUUCCCAUUCGCGGUGGGUGCAAUAGCGCAGUUAAAGGGGGUGCAGGUUUUGCAGCCCUUUGCGUUGGGGCUGUUGAUUGCUGUACUGGGUUUUUGGUUGCUUUUGCCGAGGAUGCCGAAGAGUAGGGAUUAA